Messenger RNA from Penicillium arizonense, 1827 nucleotides. RefSeq names its product flavin-containing monooxygenase. The record is from RefSeq and is a predicted model, not a curated record. The transcript is spliced from 4 exons. The coding region runs from base 1 to 1827 and encodes 608 amino acids. NCBI's taxonomy places the organism in Eukaryota, Fungi, Ascomycota, Eurotiomycetes, Eurotiales, Aspergillaceae.
AUGACGUCAGAGACACCAGAAACUCCAGAAUCGAAGAAAAGCCCUGAAGCUUAUCUCAACGGUGGCAUCGACCUACCUCCACUAUGGGAACACUGUAUCGACAACUACCGCCCAAUCAAGAUUAUUGUGAUUGGAGCUGGGCUAUCUGGCAUCCUUGCGGGCAUUCGUUUUUCGCAGCAAAUUCCAAAUUUAGACCUUACCAUAUACGAUAAGAACGAGGAGGUUGGUGGUACUUGGUGGGAGAAUAGAUAUCCCGGAGUGCGUUGUGAUAUCCCGAGCGCUGCGUACCAGUAUACAUUCGAGAGUAAUACCGAAUGGCCCGAAUACUAUUCAACAGGUCCCGAAAUCCAGAAAUACUUCCAGCGCACAGCGUGGAAGUUUGGUGUUUAUCGCUUCACAAAGUUCCGGCAUCAGCUGCUAGGAGCCACGUGGUGCGAGAGGGACGGCAAAUGGGAAUUGAAAAUGAAGAACCUCAACACUGGAGAGGUAUACAUUGACACCUGUGAUUUCUACGCAAGUGCGACUGGAAUCUUGAACAAGUGGAAGUGGCCUGAUAUUGAAGGCCUUGAAAGCUAUCAAGGGAAACUUGUCCACUCUGCAAAUUGGGACCCUGAACUAACUCUAGACGCCAUGAAAGGCAAAAACAUUGCCCUCAUCGGGGCUGGUUCUACAGGUAUCCAGAUACUGCCACAGAUUCAAUCUGUUGCCAACCGAGUGGAUCAUUACAUGAGCGGAAAAACAUGGAUCUCACCGAUUGGGUUCGGCAGCGAAGAGCUACGAGAGCGAGGGGCUAUCGGAAACUUCGCCCAUUCUGAAGAAGAGUUGAGGCAGUGGAAAGAUGACCCUGCCUCCUAUCAUGCGUGGCGCCACAAGAUCGAAAAGUACGUCAAUGGCGCGGCUCUGAUCACUCUCUUCGGCAGCACUUCGCAACAGAACUUCCAAAAGAUCAACCAUGACGCAAUGAGAGAGAAGCUGAAGAGAAAACCAGAGAUUAUGGAGGCCCUAGAGCCAGCCUGGCCUCCAGGUUGUCGCCGGUUAACACCGGGCCCCGGCUAUUUAGAAGCUUUGGUAGAAGAUAAUGUGAGCUUUGUACCAACAAAGAUCAAGCGAUUCACACCUGAAGGCAUCGAAACAGUGGACGGCGAAGAGCGAAAGGUGGACAUUAUCAUUUGCGCUACGGGCUUUGACACCACCCUCAAACAAAACAUUCCGAUCAUCGGCCAGGGGGGAGUUGAUCUGAAUGAGAUAUGGGACCCAUAUCCGGAGUCUUACUUCGGGAUUUUCGUCCCCAAGAUGCCAAAUAUGAUCCGUUUUGUGGGCCCUAAUGGCGCCCCCGGGACUGGCGGCUUUGUUCAUUUGAUCGAGUGUGCAUGCGAGUACAUGGUGAAAGCAGUGCAAAAGGUGCAGCGCGAGUACCUCAAAUCCAUUACUGUGAAGCCGGAAGCGAUGACUAUGCUUACCAAACAUAUCGACAAAUUUUUCACCAAGACAAUCUAUACCCAGCCCUGUAAGUCUUGGAUGAAGCGCGGCAAGGAAGAUGGUCGUGUUAUCACUCUCUGGCCUGGAUCUGCCAUCCACGCAGUUGUUGCUUUUGAUAAUCCUCGCUGGGAGGACUUUGAGUACACAUACCUUCCAGAAACAGAGAACAACCACUUUUCAUUUCUCGGCAAGGGCUUGACAUUGGCUCAGGAAGCAGAUGCCGUGACAACCGAAUACCUUGACCUCGUUGAAAAGCCUCACGUGAUAAAUUCUGAGGAGCUCCCUCGAUUGGAAAGUCCAUACGUGUCCGCUGAGGAAAGGCUGAAGGGCUAUAUGGAGCUUCCGUAG